Chara braunii is the source of this 3852-nucleotide messenger RNA. The record is from the annotation of a GenBank genome assembly. Lineage: Eukaryota; Viridiplantae; Streptophyta; Charophyceae; Charales; Characeae.
AUAAGCAGACGGGGAGAGAGAGAGAGAGAGAGAGAGAGAGAGNAGAGAGAGAGAGAGAGAGAGAGAGAGAGAGAGAGAGAGAGAGAGAGAGAGAGAGAGAGAGAAGGCAGGUCCAAUCAGAUGGCGACGUAUUUGAGUGAUUCACCUGUGGUGAUGACGUCGUAUCUGGGGGCUGGCGAUCCCAAUGUCACGAAGCGGGUUACAACUGGUCCAUCUCUCGGGCAAGAUUCUAAAUGGGGUGGUGAUGGACAGAGAUUGGACACACCACUGUUUGGUGGCCGCAGCGGAAGGAAAAAGUCUGGAGUUGUUCUUCGUCCCCUUCUCACUAUAUUCUUUGUAGUUGCUUUUCUGGUGAUGCUUACAUCAAUGCGUGAAGGCCAAAUACAGUUUAUUGAACAUGGGAGGGGGGAGUGGCCACCGCAUACACCACAGGAGCCUGAUCUGGGGGAGACUGUGGCUGAGGAGGACAAGAACAUCACCGAAGGACACCCUGUCUUUGGAAAGAGAAAACUCCUCCAAGAUCACGAACAGCUCCACAACUAUGUGGCCACACUGUCAGGAGAAAGUUCUGGCAAGGCUGGACGAAAGGUGAGCCGAUUCACGGAGAAGCUGAACGUCAGAAUCCAGUACAUCGAGCUGACACCAGAGGAAGAAACAUUUCUAUCCAAGGACAAAAUGACACUAUGGAAAGAUCUUUCAGGGACUUUGUACAAAGAAAUGACGAGCUCAUGCUUGUCUUGCAGCGUUCCAGAGGUGCACAGGAACAAGUGGGGAGAGAUAGACCAAUGUGAUGAAAAACGACCGGACAAAAUCUGGUGCAGUACUUGGUGUCCAUUUGAAAGGCAUUGCAUAAGUUGGGCCAAUAACCUUCGAGAAGAAAUGAACAAGAGUGGCGGUUACAUGAAGUUCUAUCGGCAAUCACAAGCGUUUAAGCCAUACAUUGUUAUAUUCACUGGGGGUGCCUACGUGACUGAAAAUGGUGAAGUUUACAACGAUGAGGUGGUGUUCGAUUGUCGAGGUCAUUGCCAAAGGAAAUCUACAAAGAAAAUCCGUCGCCUCCGGGCUCGCAAGAAGUUUACGUACAAGAAGGUUUAUGUUACAGACCAUGUUUGGCGUGGACCCUAUCACGAGCUGGCAGAUGCUGCUGCCCGGUUGUUUUUCUAUCACAAAGAGCUGCUUGCAGAUCCAGAGAUCAUGAUUCAUGCAACCACUGAUUAUCCCCCGCAUGAAGAAAACUUUGAGAUACGUCCAUGGAGGGAUCAUAAAGUUGCACCAAGCCAGAUUGAUAUCUUUGAGGCGUUCGGGAUAAAUGGAUCACGAUUCAUCACAGGGGAUGUCUAUGCCGAUGAGGUGAUCGUGUCACAGGUUCACUGCAGCUCGGCUGAGAAUCUCUAUGGGAUCGAAGAAAUGCGUCUGGGGCGCGCCAUUCAUGAGCACCUCGUGAGCUUAGGGUACCCAAACUAUUUGCCCUUAGGACAAGGAACCAUAUUGGUAGUCAAGCGCACUCAUCGCCGCCGAAUCACUAAUCUUGAUGAAUUGGUUGAAGGCUUGCAAAAAAUCGCAGGCAGCAAGAAGGUAGAGGUCUAUGAUGACCAUGCGGGCUUAACACAGAGUCAAAUCUGGGGAUUGUUCUACAAGGCAGACCUUGUGGUUGCACCUCAUGGUGCUGGAUUGGUCAACCUUGUUGCGUGCAGGAAGCAUGCUGUGGUGCAUGAGUUCAUUCAACCUGCGUACCCGAACAUGGAUCCCGCAAACUGUAACUUCAACUUCAAAGAUCUGGCUUCUUUUAUGGGUCUCACGUACUAUGCUGACUUGCCCUCGGACAUGCACAGACCUGCCCGCUACUGGGAUGCCAAAGAAAACCAGUGGAUUGAUCCUCCAACAUCUAUGACGAUUGACUUGCCCACAACGCUCCGCAAUUUACAGCAGAUUAUUCAUUCGCAUUUUUAAUUUUGAUUGCUGCAUCCUUUUCCCCUCCGGUUUUCCACAACUGCUCGGCACUACAGAUGAUGACAGUUACUGCUCACGUAGCAUCAGUUGUGUCCUUCCUCGGCUUUUGUAUCUUUCUCUGACUGGCAAAUACUACUGAUCAUGGCAGUUUACCACAGCUAUAGAGUUGGGAAGUUGAGAGCAGAUUAUCCAUGAUCGGAAGAGAGGGGCACAGACAUAGCAGUACCCUGUACAUAUCCAAUCGCAAAGUGACAGAAUCUGAAACGCUGAAGCAAUCAUGGACUUCGUUGUAACAGUUAGAUAGAGAGGGGAGAAGAGAAAAGAAGAAGAGAAAGGAGGAGGAGGAGGAAGAAAGAAGAAGAAGACGAAGAAGAAGAAGAAGAAGAAGAAGAAGAAGAAGAAGAAGAAGAAGAAGAAGAAGAAGAAGAAGAAAGGGAUGGGAGCGAGGAGAAGCACAAAAUUGGGAUCUUUGAUCAUCUUUCACGAAAAAUAAACAGAGAGAACACAGGAGAAUCCUGUCGCAGACGUCGCUACUCCACGUUUUGGCCGAUUCCACAAUCGGUCAUCAUCAGGGGGCUUAUGGUUCGCUAGUAGUAUGGAUGUCGAGGAUCAUAGCUGAUGAUGGAAUAGAACCCAAAAACUCGAACUGCUUCGAUGAUUCUCCUAUUGCAAGCAAGCCAUAGUAGCGGCCAUACCCUAGGGAGGGGUGGCGUCAUAAUUCCCACCCCAGAUAACCCAUGCAUAGGCUUCACGAAGCUAUCUGAGCCAGAGUGUAGGAGGGCACUUACAAUCGGGCAAGGAUUGGGGUGAGGGAAAAAAGCAGAAAGUGCGAGACAAGGUAAGGGUAGGAAGGUUCAUCAGAGAAAACGUUGAAAGAAUCCACAGCGGGAAGCAAGAAGGAGAGGUAGGAAAGGUCUGUAAGGCGUGAGAGUCGUGUGCUUGUCAUGGGCACGGAAAACAAAAUCGGGUGCCAGAAAUCAAGCAGGCAAUAUCGCGAUCAUGUGAGUGAGCGCAGGUCCAGUAAGGGAAUGCAGGAGAAGGGAGAAGUGACAUGACAGCUGUAGAUUUGUGGGCCCUGGGCAUAAGGCAUGGACAGCGUUCGCAGUCAGGAUAUGGUGGAAGACAGACUAAGUGUGCCAGAGACGAAAACUAGGCAGAGCGCAGUCGAGAAAGCAGCGCUUGGCGGCCAGCAGGGGACGAAGGGAUAGGCAAGAGUGGAUCGCUAUCGGCAGACUGUGUGUUCAAGGCAGGGAUUUUUUGCUGCAACAAGGCAUGAGAAGGGGAAAAAGUUGAAGCAUCUUGGGUCGCAGUUCGUCUGAUAGGGCAUGGCUCGGGACAGGGUAUCACAGGGAACAGGGGUGGCUGGGCGGGAUGGGAAGCCCGGUUCUGGAAAAAGGCAGGCGCGGUAGCAUUGAGUUUGUUUCCAUAGGGAAAAAUCAGAAAUAAGUUUAAUAAGGAGGAUUUUGGAGAUAACAGAGUCUGGGCCUGUCUCGCUAACCCUUCAGACCAUGUACUUGCGUGUCGUACGGCCCCAGCUAGGGCCUAGCCCAAUUUGAAACGCUCUGAUGCAAAAUCCCAGCAUCCCCAUUUAGCAGCCGAGAAAUCUUCCAGGGUUUUGUCAAACAGUUUCCUUGGCAACAUCUUCAGUCUAAGAUUAUCCAUUUGCAUGUGUGUCUCUUCCUCGUCCGGUGGGUUUUGCGGAUUGUGCUUCCGUCUUCGUUCUUCUUCUUCGUCUUCCUCUCCCUCCUGCAGCUUCUGCUUCUGCCUGCACCAAGGGUUUUCAUUCCCUCUUGCUCAGCCUCCAAAUAGUGUCGCUCCUCCAUGGAGCUUAGAGGCAGAAGUAGGAGGGCCUUACCCUAUGUGUAAACAACCUCAGCUUCGUGCAUAAGGCCAUAUUCACAC